AUGUCAAAUGGCGCAUGGAAUGUCCAAAAACUCAUGCAGUUAUUCCCUGAAGAUAUUGUGCAGCAUAUAGUGCAGGAAAUUGACAUUAAGCAUGGAUCUAAUGAAUGGGAUACACCAUGGUGGAUGAUGACUAGCUCAGGAAAAUUUACUGUAGGUAGUACAUGGGAAUUACUGAGACAAAGAGCCAAAGAAACAGUGCCAUUUCAUAACAUGUGGAUCAAAGUUGUGCCAUUCAAGAUUUUCUUCUUCUUAUGGAGACUUUGGAAGUUUAAAGUGCCAAUUGAUCAGUUUUGCUAUUUGCCUGAAUCCAUUAAUUAUUUAUUUCUCUGUGGAGAUUUUGCUGCCAAAGUUUGGAGAUACUUUAAUGCAGCAGCUGGAUUGACCAUGAAUUGUGUUCAAGUUAAAUAUGCUAUCAGAAGUUGGUGUGAGGCAAAAUGUCAUUAUAAGCUGAGACCUGUUUUUAAAGUUGUUCCUGCUUUUAUUGUUUCGCAAAUAUGGAAAUGGAGAAACAAUCAAUUGCAUGAAGGCACCAUGACUUUUAAUAGGGUGAUAUAUGACAUCAAUAUGAACAUACACUUGUUAUGCAAGGUGUUGUUCCCUGGGCUGAAUGUUCCAAAAAGGUGGCAUCACACUGUGCAGUUUUUUGAAGACUAUCAACCUACAAUUGUUUAUAAAGUGAUAAGGUGGAUGAGACCUGCAGCUGGAUGGUAUAAGUGUAAUACUGAUGGAGCUGCUAAAGGCAAUCCAGGGCUAAGUUCUGCUGCCUUUUGUAUUAGGAAUGAGGAGGGAGAUGUGGUGUAUGCUGCUGUUAAGAAGUUACAGGAUGGAUCAAAUUUAGUAGCAGAAGUUGAGGCUAUUAGAAUGGGAUUAAAAUACUGCUUAAAUAAGCAACUAUUCCCACUGAUCAUGGAGACUGAUUCAAUGGCAAUGAAGAUGAUCCUUGCUGCAGAAUGA
This is a messenger RNA of Lycium ferocissimum, 954 nucleotides long. Its product is annotated as putative ribonuclease H protein At1g65750. Lineage: Eukaryota; Viridiplantae; Streptophyta; Magnoliopsida; Solanales; Solanaceae. The coding region runs from base 1 to 954 and encodes 317 amino acids. The record is from RefSeq and is a predicted model, not a curated record. The transcript is spliced from 2 exons. Gene Ontology annotation, molecular function: nucleic acid binding; RNA-DNA hybrid ribonuclease activity.